GUUUCCUGUAUCCCGAUCAUUGUCUUCAAGUCAGAAACAAAGUGUAUCUUCCACCGAUCAGGUAGACAUGGGAGUAUGACAUGGACGUCGUUGCGAAAGGGUUGGUCAAUAGCACAGCUCCUUGCCUCCUUGGAUCUCUUUGUCGUUCUAUUCGAAUUGGGUCGAGAGAUUUCCCGUUGUUAGAGCCUAAUUCUACUCGUGGGCUUCAAAUUUUUCCAUGGAUUUCGAGUUCGAUUUCGCGAAGAAGCGCAUCCAGUUACUGGUGUUCAUAAUCGGCACCAUCGUCCUCAGUUUCACCGCGGAGAAAUGUCGCCAUCUGGUUGGAGAGGAAGCUUCAUCCCAGAGUGGAAAGUUCACAUUCUUGAAUUGUUUUGACAUGGGUUCUGGGUCUGUUGCUUGUGGUGUGAAGGAGGGGGUAAAACUCUACUUUUAUAACAUCCAAUCCGCCCAUGUUGAGAGAGUACGGCACACAGCACUCGAGACCGCAUUGGCCGAUGCAAUUACUCAGGGAAUGUCUGCAAAGGAAGCAGCAAAACACGCACAGAAAGAGGGAGUGAAGGCAGCAAAGCUGGCAAAACGACAAGCAAAACGUAUCAUAGGACCGAUCAUCUCUUCUGGAUGGGAUUUUUUCGAAGCUAUAUACUAUGGCGGUACUGUCACAGAAGGCUUCCUUAGGGGCUCAGGGACUCUUUUUGGCGCAUACGCUGGAGGUUUCAUUGGCGAACAAAGACUUGGGAGGUUCGGGUACCUAAUAGGAAGUCAUUUAGGUAGUUGGGUUGGAGGUAGAAUAGGACUUAUGGUAUAUGAUGUUGUCAAUGGAGUGCAUUUCUUGCUCAAUUUUGUUCAAGGUGAAGAAGAAAGUGAAGUCCAUGAAAAGGAGGCAGCCUAUGUCGAAAAUGAAGCUUCCUCUGACGGCUCACAUGUUUACGAUGCUCCUAUAUACAACAACUUGGAAGAUUUUGAAGAAUCAUACCACUAUGAAUCAUCGCCGUCGGAUGAAUCUGUAGAUCAUGAGAACUCCGAGUUUAGAUGAUGUAUACUUGUGACUUUUCUUGGAUGCUUUGUUGAGUUAGAUUCAAGAGAUUUAAGGGUUUCGAAGGGAACAAUAUUUUAGGUUAGAUUUUGUUGGGGUUCAUGGGUGUAGAAAACCUUUAUCAUUUUUAAAACUGUUUUGUUCCAUGGAAUUGGAGGUGAUAGAAAUAUUGAAUUGAAAAAGGCAUUUGAUGGCA
This is a messenger RNA of Cucumis melo (muskmelon), 1229 nucleotides long. RefSeq lists its product as uncharacterized. The record is from RefSeq and is a predicted model, not a curated record. The transcript is spliced from 3 exons. The coding region runs from base 218 to 1033 and encodes 271 amino acids. NCBI's taxonomy places the organism in Eukaryota, Viridiplantae, Streptophyta, Magnoliopsida, Cucurbitales, Cucurbitaceae.